AUGGCGAAGAAACGCGUUCCUGAUUGGCUCAACAGUCCUAUCUGGUCCUCCCCCUCCGAACACAACCGCUUUUCCGCCGCUUUUGACCCACCGGAACCUCCCUCUCCACCCCCUGUCACUGUCGAAGAAGAUCCUCCUUUAAUUCAACAUCGUACAAAUCACAAUGGUAUUGCCACUUCAUCUCCCUCUUCUUCUUCAUCCUCUGCUUCUACUUCCUCCGCCGAUGACAUGUCCAUCUCUCGCCGGGCCCAGUGCCAGGCUCAAUUGUUAGCCGAGUUAUCUAGGAAGGUCAUAGAUAUGCGGGAAUUGAGGAGAAUUGCUUCUCAAGGGAUACCUGAUUUUCCUGGUUUACGUUCUACUGUCUGGAAGCUUCUGCUAGGUUAUCUACCACCUGAUCAUGCCCUUUGGUCCUCUGAAUUGGCAAAGAAGAGGUCACAAUACAAACGUUUCAAACAAGACAUUCUUAUCAAUCCUUCAGAAAUCACGAGGAGGAUGUGGGACUCUGCUGAUUAUGAUGCCGACGAAGUCAAAUGUGAGACCAGGUGCAUGCUUUCUAGAUCACAAAUCACUCACGGGGAACAUCCUUUGAGUCUUGGCAAGACCAGCAUUUGGAAUAAGUUUUUCCAGGUACUAGUCUAUGCAAACUUUUUUCUAUAUUUGAAAGCUACCCAUUUUCCCCCUCUGUGUGAACUGUGUUUAUGCUUCUUUGCACCAUUGUCUUUAUCAUAA
Messenger RNA from Lathyrus oleraceus (garden pea), 729 nucleotides. RefSeq lists its product as uncharacterized. The coding region runs from base 1 to 729 and encodes 242 amino acids. The transcript has 4 exons. The record is from RefSeq and is a predicted model, not a curated record. NCBI's taxonomy places the organism in Eukaryota, Viridiplantae, Streptophyta, Magnoliopsida, Fabales, Fabaceae.